GGUGACGCAGCGCCGCCUCCCGCUCCCGCCUCCCCGCGCCACCGCCCGGCAGACUGCAGGGGCCGCUAACGGUCCCGCGCACCCCCCCGGCGUCCGCGCGCCCCGCGCCCGGCGGACGAGGCCGCGCCGGCGGCGAUGGGGGCCAUGGGGGCGGCGGAGCCUCUGCACUCGGUGCUAUGGGUGAAGCGGCAACGCUGUGCCGUCAGCCUGGAGCCCGCGCGGGCUCUGCUACGCUGGUGGCGGAGCCCGGAGCCCGGGCCCUCCGCGCCGGGUGCCGAUGUCUGCUCAGUACCAGUGUCAGAGAUCAUCGCUGUUGAGGAGAAAGACGUCCGUGAGAAAUACUCCUCCAAUGGCCGAUGGCAAAAAAUGGAAAAUCCGUUCGCAUUCACAGUCCACCGUGUGAAGCGAGAACGACACCACCGCUGGAAGUGGGCACGGGUGACCUUCUGGAGCUCAGACGAGCAGCUGUGUCACCUGUGGCUGCAGACGCUUCGUGGGCUGCUGGAGAGCCUGACUUCAAGACCAAAGCACUUGCUGGUAUUUAUCAACCCUUUCGGAGGGAAAGGUCAGGGCAAGCCCAUCUAUGAAAAAAAAGUGGCACCUCUGUUCACCUUGGCCUCCAUCACCACAGAGAUCAUCAUUACUGAGCAUGCCAAUCAAGCCAAGGAGACUUUAUAUGAGAUCAACAUAGACAGCUAUGACGGCAUCGUGUGUGUAGGCGGGGACGGCAUGUUCAGCGAGGUGCUGCAUGGGGUAAUUGGGAGGACGCAGCAGAGCGCUGGUAUUGACCCCAAUCACCCCCGAGCCGUGCUGGUGCCCAGUACCCUGAGGAUCGGCAUCAUCCCCGCAGGGUCCACAGAUUGCGUGUGUUACUCAACAGUGGGCACAAAUGAUGCAGAGACGUCGGCUUUACACAUCAUUAUUGGGGACUCACUGGCUAUAGACGUGUCGUCCGUGCACUACAAUAACACACUGCUGCGGUACUCGGUCUCUCUGCUGGGCUACGGUUUCUAUGGGGACUUAAUCAAGGACAGUGAAAAGAAACGGUGGAUGGGCCUCGUCCGGUAUGAUUUCUCAGGGUUGAAGACCUUUCUCUCUCAUCAGUACUAUGAAGGGACAGUGUCCUUCCUCCCAGCACAGCACACGGUGGGAUCUCCACGGGACAAGAAACCCUGCCGGGCUGGGUGCUUCGUGUGCAGGCAGAGCAAGCAACAGCUGGAAGAAGAACAGAAGAAAGCCUUGUAUGGCCUAGAGAACGCUGAGGAAGUGGAAGAGUGGCAAGUGGCGUGUGGGAAGUUCCUGGCCAUCAACGCCACCACCAUGUCCUGUGCUUGUCCUCGGAGCCCUGAGGGCCUGUCCCCAUUUGCCCAUCUGGGAGAUGGGUCUUCUGACCUCAUCCUUAUCCGGAAAUGCUCCAGGUUCAACUUCCUGAGAUUCCUCAUCCGGCACACGAACCAGGAGGACCAGUUUGACUUCACUUUCGUCGAAGUGUAUCGAGUCAAGAAAUUCCACUUCACAUCAAAGCACGUUGAAGAUGAGGACAAUGACUUGAAGGAACUGGAGAAGCAGAAGUUUGGGCAGAUCUGCAAGGACAACCCCCCUUGCGCCUGCUCAGCCUCCCGAAGCUCCUGGAACUGUGAUGGGGAGAUCCUGCAAAGUCCCUCCAUCGAGGUCAGGGUCCACUGCCAGCUGGUGCGCCUCUUUGCUCGAGGAAUUGAAGAAGAGUCCUAAACAAGAGUCUCAAAGCCCAGGAGCCAUCAGCCUUGAGCUUGGGGAGUGUGGAAAUUACUUAAGAAAAAUCCGACAGACCAAUUAUGUUGAUAUAUCCAUUUGAAUUUAGAAAUUUAUUUUUGAUAGGUAAAUCUUGGUUUUUCGAAAAGACAGCUCUGUCAACAAUUCUGUAUCCAUACCUGGCAUGCUUGGCUCCGCUCCUGCGCUUCCAAGUCGCUUUUCAAUUGUUCUCAGCCAACGGCACUUGCUGGUUUGGUGCAUCGGCUUCCUAGAUUUUAGCCAUGCUGACCAUGCAGACUUCAAGACAGCCCUUUAGUGGGCCACACUGCAAUAAUUUUAGGGACAUUAUAACUUGACUACGUCCCAGGAAUCAGGUUACACCAUCUGGACACACGGGUAACGACCCGGUCACCCUGACCCCUUUGGUGAGACUUUCUCUGGAGUCGUCCGUGACCAGGUUUGGGAAGGUAGCUAGCCAGUGGUCUUUGCCUUCGCUUUACACCCACCUUCAUUUAUGAUCAGGAUGUCGCUAUGUGGCCCUUGCCACACACCACAACUGUAACUCAGCGAUAUCCUCGUACAGCCACGCCUGCAGAGCAGGGCCAUGUCACUUCGAGAAGACACCCAGGGUGACUGAUGUCUCAUCUUCAGGAUCUCUACAUCUGCUGCCAUCACAGCUGCAUCCUGCGACACAAUCUGGCAAAGUACCCACUUGGAAGCUUCAUUCUAUCAGCUCUGGUAGCCUGCACACGCUGGCCAGGGUGGUCUGUGAAGCACUGGCUAAGAGGAGGCUCUGUUCGGAAUCAAAGCACUUUCAUAGCUGGGUUUUGAGGGAGGUAGGGGGUGGUGGGGACAGAGGGCAACUUGCACACACAGAGGGGACUCAGCCCGACUGUCACCAGCAGGAUGGUGGGUGAUCUCAGGUCACCCCCUGGGGUACUCAGGUGCAAGCCUUAUGUCUACUCCUGGGUCCACAUCCAUUCUUCCCGCACCGUGGAUUCUAUUCCAUGUGCUUAUUCACAGCUUUCUCCCUGUCCAUCUUGUCCUAUAUCCAAUGUAAUCCACAUCUUAGCUAUUUGUUCGAUCUCCACAAGGGGGCCUCUAGCUGCUCUGGCUGAAACCCUGGGCUCAUGACCAGUUUUCCUCUGAAGGCAUUCCAAACCCAGGGGCUUCUCAACCACACAUACUAUGGCCCGUACUGUGUCUCUACUAGAUGGAUGCAUCUGAAAUGGGUAUAAAAGGGUUUUAGGAGAAAUUCAAGACUAUGCAGCAGCUUAAACUUGAUUUGCAAACGGGGAAGGGCACUGACUGUUACAAGAGCAGGUUUUAGGUUCUGCAUUGGGGAAAGUGUGCAUCUCGUGCGGGUCCUGUUACUCGCUACAGAGUUCUGCAGGCCUCACCGCAGAAUGAUGCUCUUUCUAGAUGCACCGCUUUCUAGAUGCUCUUGCACUGACUUCUGUUUUGAGGCAUACAGGAAAUCCUCUGUUUAGUAUUCAGUCCCAACCAGACAAAAGAGCAGCUGUAAAGGCUGCUUUAGGGGCCACUUGAAAGGCAAUUGUGCGGCGGUGCUAUUAUGAUUUUCGAGUAGAAAGCUGGCUAGAAAGAGUAAAUGUACCUAGCAGUCUCUAUCCAGAUCUGUCCCUGGAUGGGCAGAACCCCAAGGUGCCAGACUAGCAGCUCUGUGAGUAGGUAGGCAGCCCUGGUGCAGCGUGAGGGCAGAUGCUUUGGUUGGCCACCUCAAUGUGGCCCCUCACCCCUGGCAUUCCAGAGGGAGCUCAGGGCCCGAGGCAGCUGUGGGUACCCCUGGAUCUCAGGAACUGCCCUCUCCUCCAAGGAUUCAGGUCUUCACUGGCCUGGCUACAUAAGACUCAUGCCCUGGUCCACCCUCUGCCACUGCCAGUUCUGGAGGAGAGAUGCAGAUAGAGGGUGCUUUGACGGUGCUUAGCAGUGCAAGCCACGUUUGCAAUCUCAAACCCUGGCGCUAUCACAGAACAUCAUGAGUGUCAGGCACUCAUGACCCUUGUCACAGGUGUGCAGGAUGGGGGGGAGCUUGACAUUCCCAAGCAGUAGACAGUCUCCAUGAUGCUUUUUAGAUGCAAUACCCCAACCUCCCCAGGUCUUAGGUAUUUUAGGAGGAAAAAACAGGGGUAAAGGUUAGACAGUGGUGACUUAGGAUCCCAUAGAGGGUCUGGUCCAUGUUUUAACUCCCUCUGUAGCCCACUGGUGCACACCAAUUAGGCAGCAGUCAUAUGCGGUAACUUAUUCUUGUUUAUGGAAACUAAGCGGCGGGAACGGGCAGCACUGGUUUCCCAGGGGAUGCUUCCGGCCUCAGUGCAAUCUCCUGGAGCUGGGAGCACUGACGAGAAUGGCCCAGUAUGCCUCCUGGUCUUGCUGGCUUCAAGAUUAGGAAGUGGCAUAUAUGCUCUGAUAUGUUUGAGAAGACAAAAAAAUAAAAAAAUUAAAAAAAUAAAGUUACUUUGGGCAGAA
Molecule: messenger RNA, 4218 nt
Organism: Mastomys coucha (southern multimammate mouse)
Lineage: Eukaryota; Metazoa; Chordata; Mammalia; Rodentia; Muridae
Gene: Cerk
Product: ceramide kinase
Exons: 13
Coding region: 136-1731 (531 amino acids)
Molecular function (GO): kinase activity
Source: RefSeq, a predicted model, not a curated record